This is a messenger RNA of Cercopithifilaria johnstoni, 3240 nucleotides long. Lineage: Eukaryota; Metazoa; Nematoda; Chromadorea; Rhabditida; Onchocercidae. The record is from the annotation of a GenBank genome assembly.
AUGCAACGAAGUGAUACAGUUGGUGACGUGGGCGUGACAUUAGAUGACGCUAAAAAGCGGCAAAGAGAUGAACGUCUGGUGUUGAAAUCCGUCUAUAACGAAGAUUUCGUUGAUGCUGCCCAAAAUGUUUGGAAGAUAUGGCAACCACUUGAUGUCAUCGUGCACCUAAAACCUAUUGGAUCAGCUAGUACUACCAGCGACAAAAUCUACGUCUCGUUAGAUCUUCAUGUAAAAUGUCCAAAAACGUAUCCAUUAUCUGGGACACCAUUCCUUUCGCUAGAAAAAGUAAAAGGUAUUUCGUUGAAGGAUGUCGACAAACUUAAGCAGAUAUUAGAUAAUAAAGCAGUGUCAUUGAAAGGAAGCGAAGUUAUCCUGGAACUAUGUCAAAUAGCUCAAGAAUUUUUAUAUGAACGAAAUAAACCUCCGGAAGGAUCUUUUUUCGAUGGCAUGUUGCAGCAGCAUGAAGCAGUGGAACAUGAACGGAGGCGGCAGCGAGUAAGGUCGGAACAGCGUGAUCGCGAGGAUGUUGUGGCAUUUCAAAAAAUGCAUGAAGAAAAACUGAUGUGGCGAAAGGCAGAAGAAGGUGAACCAGCGACACCAGUUGAUGAUAGCUUAUACGAAACCUUUUCCUGUAUCGAUGGUGUACAAAGAAGGUUGACCAAAAGCACGAAUAAUUUCAGGAGACGGCCAGAUAUCAGUCCAUUUUGUCAAGAAUGGUCAGCUAUAGAUUGUACUACGGGUCAUGAACUUUUUAUUACGGAAUGGACAUUUGCGGCGAAAGCCAAAACGCCUCUAUCAUCGCUUAAACCUUUUAUCAUUCAUUUCAAAGAAUUAGAAAGGAAAUUACAAGAAAUUUCAAGAAUUUCUGUUACUGAACCAGCACUGUGCUGUUAUGAAAUGCUUUGUGUGCAGAAAAAUAAAUUGACAGUUUCGGAAGUUAAUGUUUGGCAAGUUUUGCUUUAUUCAUUUUCUACUUCUAGAAAUAUGGGUUGCAUUGAAUGGUUUUUCUUCUUAAGAUGUUUAAGCACAUUGAGUCUUUUCUUAGGAUGUAUUGUAAUUGGCCAAAACAUCGAUGGAAAUGACCGAAAUUUAUCAUCCCAAUUUAAUAUUUUCGAAACCGAUAAAGUAAGUGAGUUGAGUAAUUUACGAAAAUUUUGCCAUGUUCGCCUUGCUGUCCAACUUUUAGAUGGUUUGCGAUUUUUACACGAAAAGAACUUAGGACAUUUUGCUCUUGACCCGACGUCUAUAUGGAUCACUGGCAAAAGGAACUUCCGUUUGUCUGAUUAUUACUUGAGGUCAUUGCUUUUGCGUCAGUGUGGGAUUAUCAAAAAAUGUGUCGAAAUAGUCGAUGAAAAUAUCUCUUCUGGUCCUUCAAUGGAUAAAUUGCCAAAUAAUGAUUUCGUUUCAUUGGGCAACAUUUUCAACAAAUUCAGAGAGCUUUCAGCAGUUGCGAGCAGUGCAAAAUUUUCUUUAAAUCUCGAAAGCUUCGUAGAAGCUUGCAGAGACAUGAGAAGAGGCACGAGAAUCUCAAAAACCUUAUUGGAACAUACCUUUUUACAUCAAGAUGAUUUGUUCCACUCGUUGGUUGGCGAUGGAAAAGAUGGCUUCCAGCAAAUUGCACAUAGUAGACUUCGAAACGAAUUUGUUUUUAUCGAAAUGUUGGGGAAAGGCGGUUUUGGUGAUGUCAUGUUGGCAAAAAAUAAACUGGAUGGUAAUGAUUAUGCGAUCAAACGGAUAAUCUUGGAUCCCAAGGAUGAACGAUUUAAUCGCAAAGUUACGCGCGAAGCGAAGUUGUUUUCGAAAUUAAAUCAUCCAAACGUUGUUCGUUACUACAGUGCUUGGAUUGAGCAAGCUUCUACUGCUGUAAGAGAAACUGGAUCAGGAAGUAAUGGUAGUGAAGUGAAUGUUGAUAACAAUCAAAAAGAGGAAAUCGAAGGUUCUCUGAUGCCUCUGCAAAUAAAAAAUAUCGAAAAAAUGGCGAAACGUAUAGCUGUAGAUGCAACAGCCGAGUGGUCGACUUCCUUUCAAAUGACUGCAAUAUAUGAAUCGGAUUCUGUUUCUGAAGAGCAACAUGGAGAGCCUGUGCAAACGCUGUUCUCGCCCACUGGUCUCAAUACAGUUGAAAACUCAGAUUUUGAAGUGCUUUUUGAAGACGAAGGCGAUAAUGUGGAUUCAAGUGAUGAGGACGGUGCUGGUACGCAAUCUAACCAGAUAUCACCACCUAAAACGGCUACUGAAAGUUCAUCCACACUACCUUUAAGAAUUUUAUUUAUUCAAAUGGAAUAUUGUGAGAACUCUACGUUGCGUAAUUUAAUUGACAGUUCGAAAUUGCUGAAAAAUUCACGGCAAAUAUGGCGUCUCUUUCGUGAAAUAUUGCUCGGAUUGCAAUACAUCCACCAGGAGGGCAUGAUUCAUCGUGAUAUUAAACCGAUGAACGUCCUAAUUGAUGGAAGCGACCACGCUAAGAUUGGUGAUUUUGGUCUUGCAACUCGGGAUAUUAUGUCGAAAAAUCUAUCUUCUUUGAAUGAAUCCGAUAUGAAUUUUUCUAUGACCAAAGAUAUUGGUACAGCUCUUUAUAUUGCGCCAGAAUUACUCUCAACGACUAGUGGGAACAUCGAUUAUACAACCAAAAUCGACGUGUAUAGUCUUGGCAUAGUUUUAUUUGAAAUGUUCUAUCGACCUCUUCUACCGGGCAUGGAACGAAUAACAGUAAUUAAAAAUCUGCGUGGUUCCGGUCAUUUCCCUUCUGAUUUCGGGACUGGGAUAUUAGAGAUACACCAAAAAACUGCCAAGAAACUGAUCAAAUGGAUGCUGGAAAUUAAGCCAGACGAUCGACCAUCGGUACAGAUCCUUCUCGGUAGUGAUCGUAUUCCAGUAGCAGAAAUUGAAGAAAAUGAUUUUCAAAAAAUGUUCUGUCAAACUAUUCGGAGUGGUGGACGUUUGCAUCAUUGGAUAAUUGAUACGUUGAUAGCUAAUCCGGUAUUACCAGCAGCAGAUUAUCUUUAUGAUCGAGUCAUGUGUUCAAUUGAUCGAUUGAGUUUACCACGACUGCGUGCCAUCGAAUGCUUACGCAACAAAUUAUGCCUUAUCUGUUCAACACAUGCUUUUGUUCCAUUUGAUGUACAUUCUAUUACUCCAUUCAAUACCAAAAAUGCAACUGAAAUGGCAAAUUCGAAAUCACGUGCAUGUCGAUUUGUUGAUGAAAAUGGAAUUACAGUAAUGUUACCGGUAUGGAAUUGA